This is a messenger RNA of Asterias rubens (European starfish), 1107 nucleotides long. RefSeq names its product transmembrane protease serine 7-like. The transcript is spliced from 8 exons. The record is from RefSeq and is a predicted model, not a curated record. NCBI's taxonomy places the organism in Eukaryota, Metazoa, Echinodermata, Asteroidea, Forcipulatida, Asteriidae. Gene Ontology annotation, molecular function: protein binding; serine-type endopeptidase activity. The coding region runs from base 1 to 1107 and encodes 368 amino acids.
AUGGCCGGAGACGGGUGUGGCGUCGAGUUUGAGAGCAACAUGCAGAGUGAUGUGUCAACCAGUUACAGCCUAUGGUGGUGGGAUCGAGUGUCAUGGUACAAGUUUCCCCAAAGGACGGCCUCGAAGCAAAAUGAACUGUUUUUGCUUUUCACGUCCGACUAUAUUAUAGAGGAGACGGGGUUCAAGAUUGAAGUAGCGCAAAUGCAAGAAGUGAGCUGCGGAACGGACGAUGUGCCUUGUAGUUCGUCAGCCUCGUCUGAGUUUGUGUGUGUACAAAAUAACACUUCAGAGAGAGGUCUGCAGGUUUGCCAGCCCUAUGGUAUAUGCGGACCAAGAAACAUAUAUUUGCUAAGUGGAGCUCUAAGUUUAAAGUCACCACAGUUUCCGGGCGACUAUCCAGCGAACGUAAUAUGUUGUUGGCGACUCUAUUCAAUCCGAUCCACCAGUAAUUCGUCCGUUAUCAUCGAAGUAGUCCAGUUCCGAACGGAGAUGGAACAAGAUAUUUUACGUAUCGAGUCUUACGGUCAGGAAAACAAGACGUUUGAGUUGGACGGAGCGACAAAGGUGCGUUCAAUAUACAUGAACUCGACGGAUAGGAUUCAACUUUCGUUUGCCAGCGAUUCAACUGUGGAACAUUCAGGUUUUCACCUGCGAAUUCGGAUGGAAGUUGAUACCCAAACGUCAUUCUGCCCAGGCGGUACUACCAUUGAUUGUUUAGACGACUCGUGUGUGGAUAGCAACGCUUCAUGUGACGGAAUCAAAGAUUGCCAGACUGGAGUAGACGAAGCAAAUUGCGAAGACGUAAAGUGCCCAGACUUUCACCAUUGCAAGAACACCAGUGAGUGCAAGUACAAAUGGGUGAUUUGCAAUGGAUAUAAAGACUGCCCUCUGGGUGAUGACGAAGAGAAUUGUGAUCGCCACUGUCCUUCUGGCUGUAAGUGUUACUACGACAACAAUGACUUAGUGGUUACUUGUGACAAUGGUUGGACUAAAAGAACUGUUGAAGGUAUCGUCAUUAGUACGAAGAGGAUGACACUGUCUGGAGGUAAUAUUAGUAAACUCGAUGAUGGGUUGUUCAAGAGAUUCCUGCACUUGAAAGCACUGUGA